Molecule: messenger RNA, 2541 nt
Organism: Paramisgurnus dabryanus
Lineage: Eukaryota; Metazoa; Chordata; Actinopteri; Cypriniformes; Cobitidae
Source: RefSeq, a predicted model, not a curated record
AAAGAGUCCUGUGAUAGAAUGCAAACUUCAUGGGAUCUCCAGCCUUACAAUCAGCUAGAAUCACCAACACACAGACGUGAUGAAUCGGAUGUCAAGGCAUUUGUGCUGAAUAUGAUCAUACAGCCAUUACACCCUGUGGCAGAGGUCCUGUGGUUUGCAAAGAGUCAACGCCCCUCACUAGAUAUUCAGUUAAUGGAAUCUACUGUUCAAGCUGAACUUCAGAGCCUUUAUAGUGAAAAAAGGCUGGAAGUAGAGAAUGCAAUCAAUGCUGAGAGUAAUCUUGUCCUCUCUGCAGAGCUGUGGAGCUCAAAUGAUGCAAUGUCUUAUCUGACAGUAUCUUGCCAUCUAAUAAAUGAAAACUGGAUGCAGAAAUCCUGUGUGCUAGAUACAGCUCACCUCCUCACUGAGCGUACACCAGAACAUGUCCUACAGCAACUUAUAAGAAUUUCAACUGAGUGGAACAUCACAGAGAAGAUUCAAGUUGUGGUCACAAAUGUUGAUGGCAUAAAAAAGGUCCCCGGGCCAUGUGGAUGGACAUUUAUAUCUUGUUUUGCCCAUACGCUGGAUAAAGUGUUCAAAGAAACAAUAUGUGACUCUGGCUUGAGACAUCUGUUGGAAAAAUGUCAGCAUAUAGUUGCAUUUAUCCACCAAACUAACAAAGCCUCACAAAGUCUCAAAAACCAUUGUUCUCAUCUCAACCUCCAACAAAGUGAACUGAUUCAGAGCACUGAUCUAAGGUGGCUUCCUACACUUCAUAUGCUAAAGAGCAUCUUGGAGAUGUGGCCAGCCAUUUAUAAUGUUUUAGUUGAGAGUGAAGUCUAUGAUCUGCACCUAACUGAAAAUGAAAUAAAAAUUCUGAAUGACAUCAUAGCAGUACUGAAUAUUCUAAAGGGUGUUACACAAAAUUUAGGAAGACAAGAGUACAGCUACAGCCCUAUCUCAUGCAUCAUACCAUUAGUCAAGAAACUGCAGGAGGAAGUGAGAAACCUGGAGAUGAUGGAGAACAGCAUAGCCAAGAUGAUGUCUAAAAAAUGUGACUAUCAUAUUGGUGGCAUUAAGGGAAAUAAUUGGUUCAGAAUUUGCACAGCACUGGACCCACGAUACAAAAACUAUGUGUUGUGGGACCGUGGGGUUGAGGAGGUCAAAACAGAAAUCAUAUCACAAAUGGAAAAGACAAACACUGUGUACAGACAUUAUGAUUCUGGAAAAAUGGUUCUGGAAAGAUACUGUGAUAUAACAAACGUUUCGGAGAAACCACUUGAAUUCUGGAAGACCAGGGCUGAGUUUAAACAACUGGCGACAAUCGCCCGCAAGCACCUCACACUGGUCUCCACGGCAAUUCCAGUGGAAUAUGUGUAUAAACUAGAAAAAUCACAGGCCAUCAACAGGAGAAAGUGGUUGGAGCCAAAAAAUCUUAAUAUGAUAAUGUUUUUGAAAAACAAUUAAUAAGAAAACAUCAACAACAAAAUGUGUAUAUAUGUAUAAUACCGGGGAAUAUACUGUAUUGGCUUACAAACUUGGAUUUAGGUGAUCUCAAGUGAUGUUAUUUUUGUUUCUCAUAAUAUGUUUUUAUAACAUUUGCAGCCAAGCUGAACACAGACCAGGGGCGUUGCUAGACAUAAAGCUCUACUGGGGCACAGGCCCCCAAUUUUUUGCUGACUUUUUUUUUGAAAGCCUGCUGUGUGCAAGUGUGUAACACUUCUAUACAAUGUCAUUUGCUUAACCCACUAUUCUAGUGCAACAGUUACUGCGAAAUAUACAAGUGUUAUCUUCAUCAUACCUAACAUUAUUAACAUGUUUGGAGGCAUAAAUGGCAUAACAUGUUUGGAAAUAAUGACAGCAGAGAAAUAUUUUCUACAUUAUACAAUGAUAGCAAUGAUUAGUAACUUAUUUUUACAAGAAUAUUUUAAGAAACCAGUCAUUUUAUGACUGCUAUACUAAAUAAUCUCAGUCAUAGUUACUGCUGUUAUGUAAUUUUGUGUCCUAGAGUUAAAUAUUAGUAAACUAAAUAUUAAUUUCAUAUCUCAAAAUACAGAACAGUAUAUCACAUACAUCUGUUGAUUUUCUCAGCAACAAUGCAAUUCUAUAGACUUGACAGAGGUUUUCCUGAGAUUUUUCCUCUGUUCGAGACCUGACAGGGUGAGGAGUUCCUCCCUUAAACUCAUCAUCUCUCCUUUCUUCUUCCCUUUCCCUGCUUUGCACAAAACAUUUCUGAUGUCCAUCUACAGAAGCCAAUAAUGAUCGAGUCAAAAUAAGAUUAGGAUUAUGAUUUAGAAACGUACUUUAGUUUCGUUAUGCUUUCAUAACCACUCGCGUGGCGUCACCUUUUGAAUGCGGUUGUGCGCGGUGAACGCAAACGCGCGCGGCCAUGGAUACGUGCGUGCACGCGUAAAUGCAACUGCUUCGUCGCUUUUACAAGCCUAAAUUGGGUAACUACUUUGCAUAAAGUUCCGUUUUUGCCGCGAUUGUCUUUGUAAAGGAAUACACUAGGUAACUGCUAAAAUUUAAACUUGAGAUUUACACCGGGGCACAAAAGAUUUA